Messenger RNA from Carassius gibelio (silver crucian carp), 3072 nucleotides. Its product is annotated as claudin-34. Gene Ontology annotation, molecular function: structural molecule activity. NCBI's taxonomy places the organism in Eukaryota, Metazoa, Chordata, Actinopteri, Cypriniformes, Cyprinidae. Gene Ontology annotation, cellular component: plasma membrane; bicellular tight junction. The coding region runs from base 461 to 1177 and encodes 238 amino acids. The transcript has 2 exons. Gene Ontology annotation, biological process: bicellular tight junction assembly; cell adhesion. The record is from RefSeq and is a predicted model, not a curated record.
UUAUUGCAUGACCCAGCCUCAUGAUUUUAUGAUCUUUAUGAGUCAGUGUGUUUUCCAGUGUGAGGCGAAUGAUCUCAGACUCGUUGUUUGAUUUUAUGAUGUUGACGCUGAUCGGGAGCCAUGGUCAAUCAUUCACAGAAACAUAUUCACCAACUUAUUUGCCCAGGAUUUCUGAGCAGCAGGAAGUUGAGUUUCAGACGGUUUCCAGUCGAACGGCGAUCGUUGAAGAGAAAGGAAAAGCUGAGAGAAGACUGACUUGUACAUUGGGUGCUGAUAUGAGGGAUGUCUGAGAGCUUUGUUUGCCAGGUUUCUUAGAGACGCCAUUGGUUUGUUAAACCCACAACAAGCAAUUAACUCCAUACCGACCUGCUGCAGUCACGUUCAACCGCUUCAGAGAGACGAUCGAGGCUCUUCACGACGGAUCUUUCCAUGGAGGAGCCCACGGUUUAGGCGGGACGUCAUGCCGUAUCUCGUCCACACGGCGCAUGCGCAGUUCGCGGCGCUCUGGUUUGGGACGGUUGGGUGGACGCUUGUUAUCGUAACCGUUGGACUGGUGGAGUGGAGGGUUUGGGAAGUGUCCGAUCUGUCGGUCAUCACCUCCGGAUUGGCUUGGGUUGGUAUCUGGAGAGUGUGUUUUUACAGCCACGCUCCGAUUUUAUCUGAUAAUCAGAUCAUGUUCUGUCAGCGGAUUGGUUUGUGGGAGUCGUUCACGCCGCCGGAGAUCGUCGCCGCGCAGGUGCUGAUGCUCGUGGCUCUGAUACUGGGAUUGGCGGGAAACGCCAGCGUCGUUUACGGCCUCCGGAACGUUUACUUCGGAUUAAACGAAUUCAAACCCAUCAGAUUGGCAUUUUCUGUUGGUGGGGUCUUGCUAGUUCUUACCGGAGCGUCUGCGCUCGUUCCCGUGUGCUGGAAUCUCCGUUCCGUUGUUAACAAUCAGACGAUAUCGUUCCCGGAGGAGUUUCGGAUGCCGUCCGCUCCUGUGAACCAGUCCAUCGGACCCGGUAUCAUCGUGGGGAUUUUUGCAUCCAUCCUGCUGGUUUUUAGCGGGAUUAUAUUUCUAUCUUACAGGGCCCCGGUUGUGCUGAAGCCCAAAGUGAGGCCGUCCAGGCCCGGAGAAUGUGUAUUGGGAACCAAUGUGACCCAUCAGGGAAUUGACAAUGCAGCUUUCCAAUGCUGAGAUAUAUAUAAAUAUUAGAAGGGUUAUAUAACGUUACUAAAAAAAACAUUAUUUUGUGUAUUUGGUGUUAAGUUAAUUAUUUUCCAUACAAUGUAUAUUAUUGCUUCUCCUCUAUGCUCCGCCUUCUUUAAAUGCGUCGAUCUUUACAAAACUCAUCGUUCUGAAAAGCGAGGUGUGCUCUGAUUGGCCAGCUGUGCAGUGCAUUGUGAUUGGAUGAAUAACUCAAGCAUCUGACAGAAUUUGUAUGACCCUGAUUAUAUACUGUGAUGCAUUGUGUCCCGGCGUGACAAGACAAAAAUAAUAAAACCCAUUACAGACAAGGCAUUUGUUGCAUCCAGUGGGGACAUGAUUAAUGAAUAUAAUUACUUGCGCUGUCUUUUUACCUGUUUUGUUGCAUCAUGCCGUGCAAACAUAAAACCAUGUUUUGAGACUAGAGCACUUCUCUACACUCUUUAAAACUCGUGUUUAAAUCAUCAGUGGCAAUCUUUUAAAUAUGAAAAUGUACUUACAGACUAUUAAUCAGAAGACCAGACUGUCCUUGCUAAGUUGUAACUGACCCACUUUAUAGAAUGAGCCGUUUAAAUGCAGACAUGGUUUUAUGUUUACACAGCGCGAUACACAAUGCAUAAAAACACAUUAUAAGUCAAUAAUAAUCAAUAAUUAUGUCCACACUGGAUGCAACAAAUGCCUGGUUUGCAAUGGGUUUUAUUGGUUUGUCUUGUCGUGCCAUGACACAAUGCAUCACAGUAUAUGGUGAGGGGCGUAACAUUUCCGUCAGAUGCUUGAGGUAUUCAUCCAAUCACAAUGCACUGGACAGCUGGCCAAUCAGAGCACACCUCGCUUUUCAGAACGAUGAGACUUGAAAAAAUCAACACGUUUCAGAAAGGCUGGACAGAGGACAAACAAUAAUGGAAAACAAUGUUUUUUUUUAACCAUAAACCACAUAAACAUAUUGCAUUACACCAAAUAAUGUUCUUUUUAAGAAGUGUUAUAUGACCAAUUUAAAUUUAACGGUAUUCAGAACACGAAAAAUUAAAAAUAUAUAUUAAUAUAAAGCAAAUAUUUUUUCGUAAAUAUGUAGGCUUUUAUAUUUUUAAAUAAAGAUAAACAAACUAGCGGCAUGUGGUAAAUGUGCUAAACAAACUUGUGCUGAAGUUCCUCUUUCAUUAAUUUGCAUGUUUUGCAUGCAAGAGGUUAGUUGCAUUAUAUGAUGCAUUAUAUAAUUUUUAUCACAUUUCAAAUGAUCAAAUAUGUGAUUCCGGAAAACACGGUAUACACGCUGUAAAAAAAACAAACAAUUAAAUUAAACUUGAUUUGUAAAAAUUUGGAUUAAUAUAAUUUAUGCUGAAAUGAUGUACAACCAAGUUGAUUAAGCUUUAAAAAGGCAGCAGACUGAAGCUAAGUUUUUAAAUAAACUUUUUGUUUACAUUCUAAUUGCAUUGUAUUAAAUUUUUACCUUGCUUUUUAGCUAAUUUGCCAUUGUUUUGUGCUUUUAUAUUUUAUCUCUAUUAUUUUAUUUUGUUGUUAUUGUUGUUUAUUUCAAUUGUUAAACUGCUCUGUCAUUAUUCACAGCACUGUUGCUGUAAACUGUUGUAUGAAAUGUUAUAUGAAGCACUGAUGUUGUAUAAUUUUUGAAUUUCGUAGUUAUUAUAAAAAUGUACCUUAGAUAUUUACAUUCAUGCAUUUGAAGACACUUUGAUCCAAAGCGACUUUGCAUUUCAAUAAUACAUUUUGGAGGUUAAACCAGUGACCUUGGCGUUGCUAGCAGCAUGCUCUCUUUGAGCUAUAUUAAUAUUUAUAUUUAAAAUUAGUACGGUACUUGAUAUUAUUGAUCAUUUGAAGUAGUAACAAGUAAAUGUUUCUGUACUUUUACUAAAAAAAAAAAAAAAACAGAA